UCUCUCUGAUCCAUGUAACCGUGCAGUGCUGUAACUCUUAACUUGCUUCCCUCUCUCUCUCUCUCUCUCUCUCUCUCUCUCUGUGCACGUAAAACUCCUGCUCCUACUAUCAUUCUUAUCACACCGCAACAUCUCUGCGACUUCUCUCUUGCAACCAUGUCUUCCACAACCCUCGAAUCCACCGCUGACAGCCUCUCCAGGCUUGGCAUCAGCGCGAGUUUCGCCUCCUCUGCUCCUAAAUUGCACGAGAACCUCCACCUUCUCUCCCCGGACAAGAUUGAGCUGGCGAAGAUGCUGGUGGAGAUGGGCCAGAGUCAUUUGUUUGAUCAUUGGGCUGAGCCCGGUUUCGAUGAUGAGGAAAAGAAAGGUUUUUUCGAUCAGGUGGCUCAGCUUAAUUCAAGCUAUCCUGGGGGUUUGGAAUCGUAUAUUAAAACUGCCAGAGAACUCUUAGCGGAUUCAAAAGCAGGAAAGAACCCUUUUGAUGGCUUCACACCUUCUGUUCCAAAAGGUGAGAUUUUGACUUUUGGUGAUGAAAACUUUAUCAAUUUUGAGGAGUCAGGGGUCAGGGAGGCCCGGAAAACUGCAUUUGUCCUUGUUGCUGGAGGACUUGGGGAACGUCUGGGAUACAAUGGAAUAAAGGUGGCUCUUCCGGCAGAGACUACUACAGGGUCAGGUUUCUUACAGCAGUACAUUGAGUCUAUUCUUGCUCUUCAAGAAGCUAGUGGAAGACUCGCACAAGGUGAUUCUCAAACACGGAUUCCUUUGGUUAUAAUGACAUCAGAUGACACACAUACACGCACUGUAGAGCUUUUAGAAUCAAAUUCGUAUUUUGGAAUGGAACCUACGCAAGUAAAACUUCUAAAACAGGAAAAGGUUGCAUGCUUGGAUGAUAAUGAUGCCAGGCUUGCAGUUGAACCCCGUAACAAAUACAGGAUUCAGACAAAACCUCAUGGCCAUGGUGAUGUGCAUUCACUUCUGUUUUCUAGCGGCCUUCUGAAAGUUUGGCACGAUGCUGGUUUGAGAUGGGUUCUGUUUUUCCAAGAUACAAAUGGACUUCUAUUCAAGGCAAUCCCAGCAGCUCUGGGUGUAAGUGCUGCCAGACAAUACCAUGUUAACUCUCUUGCUGUUCCACGUAAAGCAAAAGAAGCUAUUGGAGGAAUUACAAAACUUACUCAUGCCGAUGGGAGGACAAUGGUGAUCAAUGUGGAAUACAAUCAGCUUGAUCCUCUACUAAGAGCAACAGGACAUGAUGACGGAGAUGUUAACGAUGAGACUGGCUAUUCUCCUUUCCCAGGAAAUAUAAACCAAUUGAUUUUGGAACUUGGUCCAUACAUUGAGGAGCUCACAAAAACAGGAGGUGCUAUAAAGGAGUUUGUUAACCCAAAAUACAAAGAUGCUAGCAAAACUUCUUUUAAAUCCUCAACUCGUCUAGAGUGUAUGAUGCAAGACUAUCCGAAAACUUUGCCUCCAACAGCAAGGGUUGGAUUUACGGUCAUGGAUGCAUGGCUUGCUUAUGCACCUGUGAAGAACAACCCUGAGGAUGCUGCUAAGGUACCAAAAGGAAAUCCAUAUCAUAGUGCAACUUCUGGAGAAAUGGCCAUCUAUUGUGCAAACAGCCUUAUUCUUAAAAAGGCUGGUGCCCAAGUUGCUGAUCCAGUAGUACAGGUGUUCAAUGGGCAAGAGGUAGAAGUCUGGCCUCGUACCACAUGGAAGCCCAAAUGGGGUCUUACUUUUGCAGAAAUCAAAAGGAAAGUGUGUGGAAGUUGCACCAUUUCUCAGAGGUCCACCAUGGUCAUCAAGGGCCGUGAUGUCUUUCUUGAGGAUCUCUCCUUGGAUGGAGCUCUUCUCAUUGAUGCUGUUGAUGAUGCAAAGGUAAAAGUACGAGGUUCGGUACAGAACAAAGGAUGGAUUCUUGAAAAUAUUGAUUAUAAAGAUGCUUCGGUGCCUGAAGAACUAAGAAUCAGGGGUUUCAGAAUAAACAAGAUAGAGCAGCUUGAAAAGAAAUACACAGAACCUGGCGAGUUCUGCGUGGAGCCAUGAAAGUCAUGAACUUAUCCAAAUUAACAUAUCAUGUCUCAAGCCAGAAAUAAUUUCCUUUUUCUUUUAUCUUCUACAACUUAUUUAUAUUGCUUAAGCUAGCUGGGUCUGAAAAGGUUAGGUGAAAUAAUUGAAUAUUUCGGAUAGCUUAAGGGGUUAGAUUUUGUUUUUUCCUUUUUCAAUUUCCUUAUCAAAUUUUUGCAAAGAUUUUCCCCCAUUUAUCAGGACAGAGUCAGAAACAAUCUUAUCCAUUUUGGUGCAUAAAUUUUAUGAGUAAUGCUACGUAUAGUUGU
Molecule: messenger RNA, 2330 nt
Organism: Juglans microcarpa x Juglans regia
Lineage: Eukaryota; Viridiplantae; Streptophyta; Magnoliopsida; Fagales; Juglandaceae
Product: UDP-sugar pyrophosphorylase-like
Exons: 17
Coding region: 157-2040 (627 amino acids)
Biological process (GO): UDP-N-acetylglucosamine biosynthetic process
Molecular function (GO): UDP-N-acetylglucosamine diphosphorylase activity
Source: RefSeq, a predicted model, not a curated record